GGGGACGCAGAUGUCAGUCGCAUCAGCAAGCGCUAUGAGAUUUGUUCAGGGAUUGAGAGUCAUAGUAGCCCGGACAUGCAGCACUUCACAGGUGACUCCAGUUAUUGCAGCUAAACAUCCAUAUAAAGUGGACCUGAAGGCUGGGAAACUAUAUCCAUGGUGUAGCUGUGGCCACAGCAAGAAACAGCCUUUCUGCGAUGGCUCCCAUGUAAAGAAGGCACCUGGUCUCUCACCCCUGCGUUUCACCCUUACAGAAGACAAGGAAGCAUGGCUAUGUGGCUGCAAACAGACCAAGUCCCCACCAUAUUGUGAUGGCACACACAAAGAAAGCCAUGUGCAGUCCCAAUGA
Nanorana parkeri is the source of this 349-nucleotide messenger RNA. RefSeq names its product CDGSH iron sulfur domain 3 (gene CISD3). The coding region runs from base 11 to 349 and encodes 112 amino acids. Gene Ontology annotation, molecular function: 2 iron, 2 sulfur cluster binding. Lineage: Eukaryota; Metazoa; Chordata; Amphibia; Anura; Dicroglossidae. The transcript has 3 exons. Gene Ontology annotation, cellular component: intracellular membrane-bounded organelle. The record is from RefSeq and is a predicted model, not a curated record.